This is a messenger RNA of Mucor velutinosus, 366 nucleotides long. RefSeq names its product Sodium- and chloride-dependent GABA transporter 1. NCBI's taxonomy places the organism in Eukaryota, Fungi, Mucoromycota, Mucoromycetes, Mucorales, Mucoraceae. The transcript is spliced from 2 exons. The record is from RefSeq and is a predicted model, not a curated record. The coding region runs from base 1 to 366 and encodes 121 amino acids.
AUGGCUAUCAGUCUAUUAUCAUCUCGUGCAAGCUUGCUUCAUGAUCUUGUCAUUUCCGGCUACUACAUUGGAGUUGCUCGUGUCGAUUCUUUCGGUCCUGUCGCUUUCCUCAAAGUUGAAAGUGAGAUGUGUCGUUCCUUGCCCGCUGUUCUACAGCUAAUUCUGGCUGGUAAACUGUUGAUGGAAACGUCAAAAAUAGCAAUUGAACAGUACAAAGAUCAAGUAGUGGUUGAUAAGAAAGGUAUCACAUCUGGUUGCAUCAUCCCAAACUUUACAUCAGCUCCUACUGCUGCUGCUGCUGCUGCUGCUGCUGGCGCUAAAAGACGCAAAAAAAGCCUAGUUGGCAGUUCCUCUCAAUUACCAUAG